AGACUUUCAAUGCACUUUUACCUUUGCAUUUUGGCCAAGCGAACCGCAUUCUUGACUUGGACAAGAUGGGCAAGAGCACAAACAGCACAAAGAAAACUGCGCGGAAGCACAGAACAGAUCCGACGGGUCUCAGCGGACCACCCGUCGUUCUCUCGUCGUCUUCCUUGCAACAGCAGGAACAAACCCCAGGAAUCCUCCCUAUCGUCAAGAAGCUUGCUUCUUUCUCUCCAGAAGACCGCGCCUGGGCCGCUACCGCCUUGUCAAACCUAGUUCUUGACCAAGAUACACGCAAGAAACUGUUGAGCGGAGGGUUAGUCGAUGCUUUGCUGAGACUCUUGAGUGAUCCACAAGUGGAGGUGGCUUUGGAAGGAGCUGGGGCUUUGAGGAAUUUGGCAGUCGUUGGUGGUGAGGACGUUUGCAAAGAGAUGUUCAAAAAGAAUGUUUUGACGCCGUUGCUUGCGUUGACGCCCAAGAUAAGCGAGUGGAUCGCAAAAGUCCUUAGUGGAGAACCAACCACAGACAAGACAGAGCAAACACAGCGUCGUGUCGCGUUUGAUUUUGCAGAGCAAGUUGUGGCUCUCUUGUGGAGUUUGAGUGAGACUCUGGACGACGCAGUCAAGACCAUUACCACAUCACCCAUCAUCCCCUUCCUUAUGGACAUUAUUAACCCCGCUCACAACGUUCCCUGGAGCCUAGUCCAAGUAGCUGCCCAAUGCCUCAAUACCCUCACAGAAGACAACAUCCCCUGCCACAACUACUUCACCUCACACCCAGAGUACACCACCCUCCUUGCAUCUAUCGCAUCUGGCACUGUACAAGCGUACACAGUUUGGGACGAGAACCGGAUCCUUCUUCGAGCGCUUUCGGCAGGUAUUCUAUACAAUGUUCGGUCGACCGUUCCCGAAGAACAGCAACAUCAAUUGUAUGUUGCAAUGGUAUCGGGGGUGACAAGUACUCUGGACUACGACGUCCCGGGUGCCAUCCAAACGGCAGCAAAUGUUGCCAAAGCAAUGAGCGAGACCUCGAUGCCCGACAUGAAGGACGGGGAGGAAAUGGACGUGAGUAAAAUGAACGAAAAAGAAAACCACAAGCUUCAGUCCAUUGGAUCAAAUUUGGAAACGCUUCAACUCUCCCUUGAGAUUCUUUCCAAUAUAUUUUCCGACGACAUGCCCAAUUCUGAUGCAUGGGAAGAUGCUUCUCAGACUAGCAACGAUGAUGAAGAAGAAGUAGACGAAGCGAUCACAAUGAUGGAAAACGAUACAGACGUCCAUGACAGUGGAAUGGAUAUUGAGCCGUCCAACGAUCCCCGUCUCCCAAUCCUGCAAUCCCACCCCACUCUCCUCGCUACUCUACUCCGUCUCAGUAUCCCCCAGCAAGCACCUACUCUCACGCGCCUACAAAACCUUCAAAAUAGAGCACUGACAGCAUUGACAAACAUUCUUUCUACGUCGGCGGGACAGAAGGCUCUCAUGGCUACCCCCAACCCCGAGCAGCUUUGGGUAGAGCUAUUCACCAUCGCCCAACAAUCGAAUGGAGAAACACUUGAAGCAUGUGUUGGCGCUCUAUGGGCUUUGGCGAGAUGUUUGGAAGGCACUGGGAAGAUUAUCCCGACCGUUGAGCAGAUUGAUAGAUUGUGUGAGGGAGCGAAACAGGGCGAUGAAGCCGUUCAAAGCAAAUGUGUAGGUGUAUUGGGUGUUUUGGCUAAAGUGCAGGGAAACGUCGAGAUGAAUCGGAAAAUCGGUCACACACUCGUCAACCACCUCCCCACAGCCCCUGUAACCGUCGUCAUCGAAAUCCUCAACGCCCUUUUUGAUAUUUACGCUGAUGCGUCCUACGAUUAUGACCUCCCCGUCUUUGUUGAAGGACGGUUUCUGAAAACCCUCAUGGAACUGAUACCCGUUUUGAGAACAAAAGUCAAAACGGUCGACAAGAGGCGAUUCAGAGAUGUCCGUGAGGCUGCUGAUUUGGCUAUUGUAAAUUUGAGGGCUUUUGUCGAAUAUAAGCGGACUGAGAGGGCUUGAAAUUGGGGUAGUGGAAGCUAUUUAGAGCUUUUUCUCGAUGACUGGGAGGACAUGUGUGAAUCAAUGUGUACCAGCAUUUGUAAUGUCAUUCAUGUUUUUUUCAUAAUUUAUUAUUUCAUUAUAAAAACCCACCAAGAUGAACGCACCAAAAAAAAAGAAAAACUAUACCAACAAGACCAAAACCCGCAUGAAAACAAACAAUCAUUCCA
This is a messenger RNA of Spizellomyces punctatus DAOM BR117, 2230 nucleotides long. RefSeq lists its product as uncharacterized. Lineage: Eukaryota; Fungi; Chytridiomycota; Chytridiomycetes; Spizellomycetales; Spizellomycetaceae. Gene Ontology annotation, biological process: ribosomal large subunit biogenesis; protein import into nucleus. The coding region runs from base 66 to 2021 and encodes 651 amino acids. The record is from RefSeq and is a predicted model, not a curated record. The transcript is spliced from 7 exons.